UUCUCUCUGUCUUUGUUUAGUUUUGUUUGUGUCACAAGAAACCAUGGCUUUGUCCAAUGAUCUUCCUCCCCAACUCACGAAAGAUGUCGUCAAGAGAAGAAGCAGAAAAAGAAGAACCCUAAAAAGUAAAGACCUUGAAGUACUUCUCAGCGUGGCAACAAGAGCCGCUCGUAUCGCAAGAGACAAAGGGCACUACACCGUCUCUCCCGAAGCAAUACGGUGCGUUGAAGUUCUCAGAAUGAUGAGAGGCUUGCCUCUCACUCCUCGUCUCAUCACCAAAACUGAUGCCUUGCGAGCCAUUCAUCUCCUCGCUACCGAUGGUAACCCUAAAAUUAGGUCCGAGUCUAAAUCCGUUAUCAAUCACUUGAAAGGUGUUAUAGCAAGUAGUUGAAGAGAGGGUUUUGCUUGGAAGACACGAAGCAUGGAGAAGAUCGAGUAUAAAGACUAGUAGGGUCUUAUUUCUGAAAAGUUCUGUAGUGAAUAGCUUUGUUGUUGUUGUCUAGUUCAUGUUUGAAUCAAAUCUUGAUUGUCAACAAAGAUGCGUGUUUUGAAAACACAGAAUUGGGUUCUAAUGUAUGAAACUGAUAGUUAUAGGGUAUACAGAGAUGAUGGGGCCUAGGGUUUUAACAAUUGUGUUAACAAAUUCUUGUGAAUUGCAAAGUAAAGUGUUUUUUUUUCGAGUUCAUGUUCUAUGUUUGAAUCAAAGUUGCAUGAUUGGAGACAGAGAAUUGGGUAUUAAUGUG
Molecule: messenger RNA, 743 nt
Organism: Raphanus sativus (radish)
Lineage: Eukaryota; Viridiplantae; Streptophyta; Magnoliopsida; Brassicales; Brassicaceae
Exons: 1
Coding region: 44-391 (115 amino acids)
Source: RefSeq, a predicted model, not a curated record